Messenger RNA from Drosophila novamexicana, 3905 nucleotides. RefSeq names its product protein abrupt (gene ab). Gene Ontology annotation, cellular component: nucleus. Lineage: Eukaryota; Metazoa; Arthropoda; Insecta; Diptera; Drosophilidae. Gene Ontology annotation, molecular function: protein binding. The transcript is spliced from 9 exons. Bases 604 to 3270 code for a protein of 888 amino acids. Gene Ontology annotation, biological process: regulation of transcription by RNA polymerase II. The record is from RefSeq and is a predicted model, not a curated record.
CCAGCCACCCACAUACAAACAAAUAAACAUACAAAAAUACGCAUCGCACGCGUUUACAAAAGCAGCAGAGAAAGUUUUCUAAUUUGUGAUUUUUCCAACUGAAUGCUCUGUGUGGCAGAAAAUUGACCUGUAAGUGACCAAAAAAAAAAAGAAACAAAAAAAAGACCAACGGAGAAGAAGGAUUCACGAUCCGAAGAGCUGACAUAAGCAAUUCUUUUAUAUACCCAUUGAUCACGUCGGAUCGGAGCACAAGUACUGCCAGCACUUAAUACAGAGGAGCUACCCCACCCCGAUCCGACUUAGGAAACGUUCCGUCCAUGGUUGAGGCCCCAAAAGUCCGGUGAAAAUGGACAAAGGCCGUAAGAGGUUGCCACAACUUUCGCCCAAUUAGCAGCACAGGGAGCAGGAGCAAGCACCAAGAUUGGCGGAACGGCACUAAUCCAAAAGCAUUUAGGCCUAAAAAAUAGGAUUCGGCAACAAAGGGCACCGAGGAUCAAGCCCAUUAAGACACAGUACACAAAUAGACGGGCACGCGAGCGAACUGAGAAAGAACCAAAAACGUUGAGGCCGAAAGAGUCAAGGACACGGCACAAGUUCCUAUAAAUGACCGAGUCCACUCAGCUGCAAACGGCGGAGAACAACAACGCGGGCGUGGUCAAAAUGGAGCCACCGCCAUUGGCGACCUCCACUCACUCGCACACGCACUCCCUGGCGGCAACAGCGGCCGCCGGCGCCGGUACGGCGCUAUCGCCAGCAACGCCGCCACUGCCGCCGCUGGGCCAUUCACAGCAGCAUUAUGCGCUUAAAUGGAAUGACUUCCAGACGUCCAUACUCAGCUCCUUCCGGCAUCUGCGCGACGAGGAGGACUUUGUGGAUGUGACGCUCGCCUGCGAUGAGCGCUCCUUUACCGCUCACAAGGUGGUGCUCAGCGCCUGCAGCCCAUACUUUCGCAAGCUGCUCAAGGCGAAUCCUUGUGAGCAUCCCAUUGUAAUCUUGCGCGAUGUACGGAGCGAUGAUGUUGAGAACCUGCUAAGCUUCAUGUACAACGGCGAGGUAAAUGUGAGUCAUGAGCAGUUGCCCGACUUUCUGAAAACCGCGCAUCUGCUGCAGAUACGUGGCCUAGCGGAUGUCAAUGGUGGCUAUCCCUACGCCAAGGCUCUAUCCGCGGCCCUCAGCCACAACAACAACAACAACGCAGAAAGCAGCAAUCACAACAAAAUCAGCAACUAUUUGCCCACAGCGCUGGGCAGCUCCAACCCCAAUGCCAACAGCAGCAACAGCGCCAGUAACAACAACCACAGCCAGAGCUCGACCUUUAGCACCCCGCAAACGCCAGCCGCAGUGCCAGCGUCCAGUGCAGCCGCCGCCGCUGCAGCAGCCUCGUUGACAGCGGCCGUUGCCGCAGCAGCCGUCGCCACAGCAUCCAAUCUGCCAUUGAGUAGUGGGAGCAGCAGCAGCAUCAACCAGGGCCAAGGCCAGAGCCAGGGAGCAGCACAGAGCAGCAGCAACAGCAGCGGUACGCCCGCCAUUCAGGAGCUAAAGGCAUCCGCAGCGUCGCCCGCCAGCAGUAAUCAUUGGGAUCUAAGCGAUAUGGAAGGCAGCCGGAAGAGUCAUCUGACACCGCCACCACAGAAACGCAUCAAGAGCGCUGACCUUUUCCGUGCGCAACAUGGCAUCAGUCCAGAGCGCCUGCUAAUAGAUCGUGACUUUCCCGUGGCAGGACAGCAUCCGCUAACUCGCAAUCGCAGCCGUGAUACGUCCAAGGAUCGCGAUCGCAGCCUGGAGCUGCGAGAGUCGCUGCUUGGCCAGGCUCUGGAGAGCAGCAACGGACAGCAGGCUAAUCAGAAACAUGAUCUCGGCCAGAGCGCCGGCGAAGAUUCCAACAGCAGCGAUACGGAACCCUCGGAUCGUGGGGAUGGCCAACACGACGGUACACUCGACGGCAUGGACAAUCAGCGCUCUCACUCCUUCCCAAACGCAUUCCUGGGCUUGCAGGGCAUUCCCGGCCUGCUGCCAGGACCAUCCGGCCUGGGCGGCAAUGAUUUUGUUUCGCGUCGUUCCUUGGAAAUGCGUGUCCGUGCUACAGAUCCGAGGCCAUGCCCGAAAUGUGGCAAAAUCUACCGCUCGGCACACACGCUGCGUACCCACCUGGAGGACAAGCACACCGUCUGUCCCGGCUAUCGUUGCGUGCUUUGUGGAACGGUGGCCAAGUCGCGAAACUCGCUACACUCGCAUAUGUCUCGCCAGCAUCGCGGCAUUUCCACAAAGGAUCUUCCCGUGCUGCCUAUGCCCAGCGCCUUCGACCCAGAUCUCGCCUCGCGUCUGCUGGCCAAGGCCGGCGUUAAGAUUUCACCCGCUGAGCUGCGCGCCCGCGCCUCACCCACUGGUGGUAGCGGCAGCAGCGGCGGUGCUGGUAACGGCGGCAAUGGCUCACAAAAGCUAGACCUGAGCAAUGCCAGCGGCGGACCGCUGGACGAUGCUGACGACUCCGACGAUGACCCCGAAGAUCUGACCACCGGCAGUGUACUCUAUGGCAACAACGCCAAUGAUCUAAGCCGCUACCAUGAAAGUUUACUUAGCAAUUUUGGACAUGCCAAUACAACCAUUUCACGCAUGCGAAAUGAAGCUGCCGCGGCAGCAGCUGCAGCGGCCGCCUUGGGCCAACAAAAAGACCUGAGCGCUGGAGCCGGUGGGGUUCAACUGCCCAACAACAGCAAUGCAGGCCAGUCGUUGCUAGACACCUAUCUGCAGUUCAUCACUGAGAAUACGUUCGGCAUGGGCAUGUCGCAGGAGCACGCAGCUGCAGCCGCCCUGCAUGCCGCUAAAAUGGCACAGUUAAAUGCAAUGGGUCACAGCCUGGACAAAUUGCCGGCGGGCUUGCUGCCUGCUCAGUUUGAUCUGAGCAAGCUGGCGGGUGCUGGGGCAGCAGGCGGCUUUGCUCAGAGCGGUGGUGGACUGUCCAUUGAACCGAUUCUGAGACGCGACCAGCAGCAUCCGGCGAGCAGCCGCUCACCUGAUGCGAACGGAGCGCUAGCACUCGGCUCGGUGGGUCACAUGCACUCGAACUUGGUCGGUGCUGGCGGUGGCGGUGGUGGUGGCGAGCCGAAUGAUGUGGAUGUGGAUGCUGAGGCUGAGAUUAGACGCGAUGGCUCAGAGCCAAUGGAUUUGGGCCUGGGCCUAGAAAACAAUCAGUCGGGCAGCAACAACGAGGCAGCUAACUCGGAUGCCGAGGAGAAUUACUCAGAGGAUGAGGGCGUGCACCACACAUAAGCUAGAGGCAAUUCACACUUAAAUAGGGGUUCGUUUAUAAGAGAGCAAAAGAUAUAACGAUAUAAUAUACGAUGAUACGAUAUUCGCAUGUCGUUUUGAAAAGUCGUCGUCAACAGUUGUAUACCCAGAAAAUGGAACAUUUGUAACGAGUAGCCUUAUCCUCAUGUAUACCAGUUUACGUGUACAAUACAUGCAUACUAUAGUUAUCUAGGACUAGAAACCAAUCAUGAAAUAAUAUCAUGUGCAGCGUUUAAAAAUUUUAGUAGAAUUUAUGUUGUUUUUAAAAAUCGCAAAAAAAAAAAAACAAAAAACAAAAAAGAAAGGCAAAUACAACCUACAUAACUACCUAAACCAAUACUCGUAUGCGAGUUGGAAUAGGGCAAAAAGCAUGAAUACUUACAUACAUAUAAAUACAUACUUAUCCUAUAUACUAUAUACAUCUAUAUACACAUGUACCUGUUAUGUGUAUACAUGAAGUUUAGGAAUGCAAGAACCAAGAUAGUUUCAAAUCAUUGAAGAACUUAAACUCCAAAAUACCUAAAGCUAAACUUAAACCUAGACCUAGGCAUAUAAAUUAGUGUUAGCAAUUUGAAAUGAGUAACCAAUUCUGUAAAUAGUUUAUUAAAUGUAGUAAG